Molecule: messenger RNA, 2669 nt
Organism: Nematolebias whitei (Rio pearlfish)
Lineage: Eukaryota; Metazoa; Chordata; Actinopteri; Cyprinodontiformes; Rivulidae
Product: myosin-9
Cellular component (GO): myosin complex
Source: RefSeq, a predicted model, not a curated record
ACCGCCUGCGCCGGGAGGAGAAGCAGCGUCAGGAGGUGGAGAAGAACCGGCGCAAGCUGGAGGGCGACGUCACCGAGGUUCACGAUCAGAUCGCGGAGCUGCAGGCUCAGAUCGCCGAGCUCCGUGCUCAGCUAGCUAAGAAGGAAGAAGAGCUCCAGGCUGCUCUAAUCAGGAUUGAGGAGGAGGCUGCGCAGAAGAACUUGGCUCAGAAGAAGAUUCGAGAGCUGGAGGCUCAGCUGUCUGAACUGCAGGAGGACUUGGAGCUGGAGAGGCAGGCUCGCACCAAGGCCGAGAAGCACCGCAAGGACCUGGGAGAGGAGCUGGAGGCCCUCAAGUCCGAGCUGGAGGACACCCUGGACUCCACUGCUGUCCAACACGAACUCAGAGCCAAGCGUGAGACGGAGGUGGCACAUCUUAAGAAGACUCUUGACGAAGAAGCCAAAGUCCAUGAGCAGCAGUUGGUUGAGAUGAGACAGAAACACAGUCAGGCCUUUGAUGAGCUCAACGAGCAGCUGGAGCAGGCGAAGAGGAACAAAGUGUCCAUGGAGAAGGCCAAGCAGGCUCUGGAGUCGGAGAAGAACGAGCUGACCAUCGAGCUGCAGACGCUGAUGCAGGGUAAAGGAGACUCGGAGCAUCGCAGGAAGAAGGCUGAAGCUCAGGUCCAGGAGCUGCAGCUCAAAUUCUCAGAGAGCGAGCGCCAGAGGGUGGAGCAGGCUGAGAAACUAGCUAAAGUGCAGGCUGAGCUGGAUAAUGUAAACAGCAUGUUGACGGAGGUGGAGGGCAAAUCCAUCAAGGCAUCAAAAGACUGCUCUGCUGUUGAAUCCCAACUUCAGGAUGUUCAGGAACUGCUCCAAGAAGAGACUCGUCAGAAACUGUCUCAGGGCACUCGUAUGCGUCAGCUCGAAGAAGAACAGAACAACCUGAAGGAACAACUGGAGGAAGAAGAGGCGGCCAAGAGGAGCGUGGAGAAGCAGCUUCAAGUAGCUCAAGCUCAGCUUGCUGAGAUGAAGAAGAAGCUGGAGCAGGACGCUGGCUGUCUUGAGACCGCUGAGGAAGGAAAGAAGAGACUUCUGAGGGACUUUGAGGCAACAACCCAGCGCCUGGAGGAGAAAUGUGCUGCUUUUGACAAGCUGGACAAAACCAAGAACCGUCUCCAGCAAGAGCUGGACGACCUGCUGGUGGACCAAGACCACCUCCGGCAGAUCGUCUCCAACCUGGAGAAGAAGCAGAAGAAGUUCGACCAGAUGCUGGCAGAGGAGAAGAACAUCUCCGCUCGUUACGCCGAGGAGCGUGACCGAGCUGAAGCUGAAGCUCGCGAGAAGGAGACUCGAGCACUGGCUUUAACCCGUGAGCUGGACUCGUUGAUGGAGGUCAAGGAGGAACUGGAUCGCAGCAGCAAACUGCUGCGGGCUGAAAUGGAGGACCUGGUAUCAUCAAAGGACGACGUUGGAAAGAACGUGCACGAACUGGAGAAGGCUAAACGCUCGAUGGAGCAGCAGCUGGAGGAGAUGAAGACUCAGCUGGAGGAGCUGGAGGACGAGCUGCAGGCCACAGAGGACGCCAAGCUGCGUCUGGAGGUCAACAUGCAGGCCAUGAAGGCCCAGUACGAGAGGGACCUGGCAGGACGAGACGAGAUGGGUGAAGAGAAGAAGAGGGCUCUGGUUAAACAGGUGCGGGAGAUGGAGAUGGAGCUGGAAGAUGAGAGGAAGCAGCGCUCUGCAGCUGUAGCCGCCCGUAAGAAGCUGGAGCUGGACCUGAAGGAGCUGGAGGUGGGCAUCGACAUGUCCAACAAGAACCGUGACGAGGCUCUGAAACAGCUGAAGAAACUCCAGGCCCAGAUGAAGGAUCUUGUCAGAGAGCUGGAGGACACUCGCAUGUCCAGAGAGGAGAUCUUGACCCAGAGCAAGGAGUCUGAGAAGAAGAUGAAGGCCAUGGAGGCUGACAUGCUCCAGAUGCAGGAGGAGCUGGCAGCUGCAGAGAGAGUAAAGAGACAAGCUCAGCAGGAGAGAGAUGAGCUGCAAGAUGAAAUAAACAACCAGUCUGGCAAGAAUUCUCAGGUCACAGAGGAGAGGAGGCGACUGGAGGCUCGUAUUGCUCAGCUGGAGGAGGAGCUGGAGGAGGAGCAGUGCAACACCGAACUGAUCAAUGACCGGCUGAAGAAGGCCAUGCUGCAGACUGACCAGAUGAACGUGGAGCUGACUGCAGAACGCAGCACCGCUCAGCGCCUCGAGGGAGCUCGCUCCCAGCUGGAACGUCAGAACAAAGACCUGAAACUGAAACUGCAGGAGCUCGAGGGAACCGUCAAGUCCAAAUACAAGGCCAACAUGGCCGCCCUGGAGGCUAAGAUCGCUCAGCUGGAGGAACAGCUGGACUUAGAAACCAGGGAGAGGCAGGCUGCCACCAAGCUGGUGAGACGCUCUGAGAAGAAGCUGAAGGAAGUCAUCCUGCAGGUGGAUGACGAGAGGCGCAACUCGGAGCAGUUCAAGGACCAGGCCGACAAGCUGAACUCUCGCAUGAAGCAGCUGAAGCGUCAGCUGGAGGAAGCCGAAGAGGAGGCCCAGCGAGCCAACGCCAACAGAAGGAAACUUCAGAGGGAGCUGGAGGACGCCACAGAGUCUGCAGAUGCCAUGAACCGUGAAGUUGUGUCCCUCAAGAGCAAGCUCAGGUAG